AGACCCUAAAAAAAAACCAUUUUAGUAAACAUUAAUUGUAUCAAAAUGGCUGGCCACGUUGCUUUUUUAUUCCUUAUUAUAUUUUUUGAUGCGAUAUUGGCUGAUGAAGGAAGACAUAGUCGAUUUGAAUAUAAGCUGAGUUUUAAAGGGCCUCAUAUAGCUACAAAACAAGGAGCUGUUCCAUUUUGGACGCAUUAUGGAAGUGCAAUUCCUAGUGACGAGCAGAUUAGAAUUACCCCUUCAUUAAAGGAUCAGAGAGGUGGCUUGUGGACAAAAACAAUCAGCUCUACUGAGUUUUGGGAAGUCGAAGUGUAUUUUAAAAUUUCUGGUCGUGGAAGAGUAGGCGGUGAUGGAUUAGCUGUUUGGUUUACCGAAACUGCAGGCUUACCUGGUCCAGUUUUUGGAAGUUCAGAUAAAUGGAAAGGAUUAGGACUCUUUUUUGAUUCCUUUGAUAAUGAUGGAGAGCAAAACAAUCCUUAUGUGAUGGCAAUGGUGAAUGAUGGUGAUGUAAACUAUGAUCACUUCAAAGAUGGAAACAAACAACAACUCGGAGGCUGUAUGCGAGACUUCAGGAAUCGACCAUAUCCAGUUCGUGCAAAGAUUCGAUAUUAUAAUAAUGUGCUCACUGUAUUUUAUCAUGCUGGCAUGACUGAAAAAUCUGAUGAUUAUGAGCUUUGCAUGAGAGCAGAAAAUGUUAAACUUCCAAAAAGUGGUUAUUUUGGUGUAACAGCAGCUACUGGUGGUUUAGCAGAUGAUCAUGAUGUUUUGAAGUUUCUCACUCACAGUCUUACGCCCCCACUUACUGAAGAACAAAAAAAGAAAAGUAUUACUGAAGCUGAUAGAAAAAAGUAUGAAGAACAAUAUGGUGAAUUUAGUUCAAAACUUGAAACUCAAAAGGAGGAGUUUAAAAAAGAUCAUCCUGAUAAAAAACCAGCAGAAGAAAAGUUUGAAACAGUUUAUGAGCGUGAUGUGCGUUUAAUGUAUGAAGCACAGCAAGAAAUGCAUAAAAUUAUGCGUGCAUUGCAUGGUAAGACAGGUGAGCUGACUCAGGAAGUCAAUAACUUGCAUAGUGCUGUAAGCAAACAACAAAAUAGUGGUGGAAGUGUUGACUAUAGUAUGCGACAGGAUAUUGGAAAUAUUGUCAGUUUACAAAAUGAUGUUCAUAGAUAUGUAAAAGAUAUUGCAUCUCGCAUUAGCAACAGUGAUGUAAAAAAGCUGGAACAGAUAGAGCAAAAUAUAAGAACAAUAUUAGAAAAUGUUGGUCAUUUAAUAUCAAAGAAUCAAGAUAACAAAAAGUCUUGUCCAAGUUGCGUUUCAUCUAGCUAUUUUACUUUUUUUCUUUGUAUGCAAAUAAUUCUUUUUGUAGGUUAUGCGUUAUAUAAAAAUCAACAAGACAAAGUUCAUAAGAAAUUUUAUUAGAACUUUUUAUAUGUAGAAAAUUGAUAUUAGCAUAUUAUUACGUUAUAUUAACUUAAUAGCUUAUUUUCUUCUAUGCAAUUUUUAUUGUAUAAAAAAUCCUCUAAAAUUAAAUUAUAUUUAUUAUAUAUUAGAACAAUAUUGUUUGCUAUUUUAGUUUAAAUAAUGUAGCUAGAUUAUGUGACAAUUUUGUAUUAUCGUAUUUACUUUAAAGGUUAAAACAAGAUAUCUACGAUUUUUUA
This is a messenger RNA of Hydra vulgaris (swiftwater hydra), 1658 nucleotides long. Its product is annotated as protein ERGIC-53. Gene Ontology annotation, cellular component: Golgi membrane; COPII-coated ER to Golgi transport vesicle; endoplasmic reticulum-Golgi intermediate compartment. Lineage: Eukaryota; Metazoa; Cnidaria; Hydrozoa; Anthoathecata; Hydridae. Gene Ontology annotation, biological process: endoplasmic reticulum to Golgi vesicle-mediated transport. The record is from RefSeq and is a predicted model, not a curated record. Gene Ontology annotation, molecular function: D-mannose binding.